AUGGACGUUGUUCUCGAGGUCGUCGACACCUUCGUCGGCGACAAAUUCUACGCUACUCUCCUACCUUCACACGCUGCUCCGUAUGACUUUCCUCACUACACCGUAAACGCUACAGCCCUACCAUUUUCGGCAUGGAAGUACAAACCCUCGACGUAUAUGCUCUACUUAGAGCCCUCCGAAGCGGCAUACAUGAGCGCCUGGCCUCGGGACAACAUAUUUCGCCAGUUCACUUCCCUUUUCCUCAUCACCUGGAUCUUUGGGCUUCUCAACUACUUCGUCUUCGCGACCCUCUCGUACAUGUUCAUCUUUGACAAGAAGACCUUCAACCACCCCAAGUUCCUCAAAAACCAGAUCCGUCUCGAGAUGAAGCAGGCCAACAAAGCCAUGCCCGUCAUGGCCAUCUGCACCGCCCUCACCUUCGUCGCCGAGGUCCGCGGCUUCUGUAAGCUUUACGAUGCCACAGAGGACGGCCCGGGACGCUGGUAUGACUGGGCACAAUUCCCACUCUUCAUCCUCUUCACCGACCUUUGCAUCUACUGGCUUCACCGCUGGCUGCACCUCCCACUCGUCUACAAGCACCUUCACAAACCGCACCACAAGUGGAUUAUGCCCUCUCCAUACGCCAGCCACGCCUUCCAUCCGCUCGACGGCUUCGUCCAGUCCGCCCCCUACCACAUCUACCCCAUGUUGUUCCCCCUCAACAAGCUGGCCUACGUGGUUCUAUUUAUUUUCAUCAACUUCUGGACCAUCCUCAUCCACGACGGCGAGUACAUCACCGACAACCCCAUCAUCAACGGCUCCGCGUGCCAUACGGCCCACCACCUAUACUUCAACUACAACUACGGCCAGUUCACAACGCUUUGGGACCGCCUUGGGGGCAGCUACCGCAAGCCCGACCUCGCCUGGUUCAACAAGAAGACCAAGAUGUCUCGUGAGACGUGGGAGUCCAACAUGAAGGAGAUGGAGGAUAUCCAGAGGGAGGUCGAGGGCACAGACGACCGCCAGUACGUCGUCGGCGAGACCAAGAAGAAGAACUGA
This is a messenger RNA of Colletotrichum graminicola M1.001, 1038 nucleotides long. RefSeq names its product fatty acid hydroxylase superfamily protein. Lineage: Eukaryota; Fungi; Ascomycota; Sordariomycetes; Glomerellales; Glomerellaceae. The transcript is spliced from 3 exons. Gene Ontology annotation, biological process: lipid biosynthetic process. The record is from RefSeq and is a predicted model, not a curated record. Bases 1 to 1038 code for a protein of 345 amino acids. Gene Ontology annotation, molecular function: oxidoreductase activity; iron ion binding.